AUGGUUCUGACUGCAAUCGAUGACAACGAAGCUUCAAUCCGCAUCUGGGAGGACGCAAAAGCGCUCAAAAUCCCAGUCAACGUCGCCGACGUCCCGCCCAAUUGCGACUUUUACUUUGGCUCCAUGAUUCGCAGAGGACCGCUGCAGGUCAUGGUCUCUACAGGUGGAAAGGGCCCCAAGCUUGCUGCCAUGCUCCGGGAAAAACUCGAGAAAGCACUCCCUCCCGAGACGGAGCAGGCAAUUGACAAGGUGGGCAAGCUCCGUGCAAAGCUCAGAGCUCGCGCACCAGGAGUCGGUGGGAAACUCGGACAGGAGAGAAUGCAAUGGAUGACGGGCGUGUGUGAAGUGUGGUCGUUGGAAGACCUCGCCGACCUCGACGAACCCGCCAUGGAUCGAUUACUGGACGCUGGGUGGGAAAAUCGCAGAGUCCCGGACUAUCAAACUGUCCUUGGAACCGGGGUUUGGUGGAAGACGCUGCAAAGACAGUGGAAAGAGGAUGGAGUCCGCUGGUUUGCAGGAGGUCUGCUCUCGGGUGUCCUUCUCUUUGCAUUGAAACGGAGAUACAUAGACCAACUCAACCACUCGUUUCGAAAUUAUAUCAUCUAUAAUGACACGCGCAUCCUCAUGCUAUCAAUGGACUGGUCUUUGAGGACGACACUCAUAAACAGCAACUUUGCACAUGCUGUGAAUCGAUGGCAAGCCCGGGCUUCUCACUCUGCCUCGUUCGACAUGCGUGGCGUCUAA
Molecule: messenger RNA, 744 nt
Organism: Serendipita indica DSM 11827
Lineage: Eukaryota; Fungi; Basidiomycota; Agaricomycetes; Sebacinales; Serendipitaceae
Source: the annotation of a GenBank genome assembly